Hyla sarda is the source of this 2966-nucleotide messenger RNA. RefSeq names its product ankyrin repeat and SOCS box containing 3 (gene ASB3). Bases 146 to 1774 code for a protein of 542 amino acids. The transcript is spliced from 11 exons. NCBI's taxonomy places the organism in Eukaryota, Metazoa, Chordata, Amphibia, Anura, Hylidae. The record is from RefSeq and is a predicted model, not a curated record. Gene Ontology annotation, molecular function: protein binding; RNA nuclease activity; RNA binding. Gene Ontology annotation, biological process: intracellular signal transduction; RNA processing.
AGGUUAAAAUAAGGAUUCUCACUAUGUCUGGAUGUCCUCCUGCCCAUCUGCGAUAGUGUAGAAAAAGAGUUGUAAAUGUGGUCCUAAUAAGGAUUAUUUACGGUGAGAAAAUUCUGUGAUGUGAACCCAGCCUACUCAGGUGGAAAUGGAUUUCUCCGAGGCGUAUACUGAUAGAUGUUCUACGGUCGGACAUGCCGCUCGCAGGGGUGAUAUAAAAUCCUUGAGGAGACUAAUUAAAAACGGAAGCAGCGUGGAUGUGGCUGAUAACAGAGGAUGGAUGCCGAUUCAUGAAGCAGCGUUUUCUGAUGCCGCUCAGUGUUUACAGCUAUUAAUUCAUUCAGCUCCAUCCAGGGAUUAUGUAAAGUCAAAGACAUUUGAAGGACAGUCCGCUCUGCAUCUUGCGGCUAAACGCGGGAGUGUUCAAUGCUCCAAGAUUCUGCUACGAGCGGGCGCUGAUCCCAAUGACCUCACCAACGAUGAGACUACCCCACUGUUCCUAGCUGUGGAGAAUGGAUGUGAAGCUGUGGUCAAGCUGCUGCUGAAAUAUAAAGCAAAUGUUAAUGGGCCACAUUCUUGUUCAGGAUGGAAUCCACUUCAUCAGGCCUCACUGAUGGAGCACACUGACCUUAUACAGCUACUUCUCGAGAAUGGAGUGGAUAAAGAGUGCAGAGAUGACUUUGGCAUUACACCUUUAUUUAUAGCUGCACAGUACGGGAAAUAUGAGAGUUUACGCUUACUGUCGUCUCACGGUGCCGAUGUCAACUGCCAAGCCAAGGACAAGGCGACUCCAUUAUUCAUCGCAGCUCAGGAAGGCCACGAGAAAUGUGCAGAGCUGUUACUGUCUACGGGAGCCGAUCCAAAUCUUUACUGCAAUGAUGACGGCUGGCAAUUGCCCAUACACGCAGCUGCACAAAUGGGCCGGAGCAAGAUUCUGGAAAUGUUAAUAUUGGUCACAAGCCGUGUAUGCAAUACUGGGAAAGAUCAAGUGAGUCCAGUGUAUUCUGCAGUUUAUGGAGGACACAUACAGUGCUUGGAUAUGUUAUUGUCUGGAGGCUUUAACCCAGAAGCUCAGGAGUGUCCACUCUUUGGAUGUAAAAGCCCAAUGUCUAUGACUAUUCAGAAAGGGCACUCGGUAAUGGCUCCAAUUCUCCUCAAAUAUGGAUUCCAGCUGUCGAGCUGUUAUUUACAGAGCUGUUUGGAAUACAACAAUUUUCCUUUAUUUCGCUACUUUCUAAGUCACGAUUGCCCUCUGCCUUCUGGGGAUGAACUUGAUGCAUUUAAACGGUCAUCUAAAAGCCAUUACAAAGAAUGGCUGCCCUAUUUGCUCCUGGCCGGACUUGAUCCCAGACCUUUGCUGGAUGCUGCAUGGUUUACAGUGGAUGUGUUGUGGUUGAAACAAAUCAUUCUGGGCCACAUGAAAAGGAUCGGUUCUGUAAAUAACGACAUUGUUAAUUUGACUCUGGAGUUCACUAAUUGGAAGAGGCUUUGUGCAGACAUGGAGCAACUCCUGUCCACCCACGCAGAACACUUCACCUGGAUUCCACACAAGCAUUUCGCAUCCCUCCCAUCACUGAUGCAUCUCUGUCGGCUUAAAGUCCGCUCCCUCUUGAAAACUGAACAUUUACGGUCUAAUAAAUACAUAUCUCGACUGCCUCUUCCUGUCUGCCUUCAAGAUUACUUGCAGUAUUCUGAUGUGCUACAUCUCUAUGGUAUUGCCAGAAAAGAUGAUUCUCACGAGGAUAAUCUAGAAAAUAUCUCUCAAGCCAGUGAUUGAUGGAGUUCCAUAUAUCACCUUGACUGGACAUUAAUACACUGCUCGAGGCUGAACUGUAAUACUAAAUACUGCCUGUAAAUAUAUGUAUUAUGAACUGUCGAUGCAUUCUGGACUGAAACGUGAUGCUUUGUAAAUCUGGUAUCUAAGGGACAUAAAUGUACAUAUCUGGUAAAAAAAAAAAAAUAUAAUAUGUAUUGUUGUUUUGUAUCUUUAUGGAGAUUUCAUGGGCACCAGGGUUUUCACAUAGUGCAGAAGCAUGAGACAUUAUUCAGCUAGUUCUGGACUCCAGACACAUCCUUUGUCAAGUUCCGUUUCAUUGUGAGAGAUGUUGCUGGCCUUAUAGUUUGAUUUAUUUAUGUUUUAAUAUACCUGUCAUUCUAGAUAGGCUGUAAUGCUUCCUGCUCUCCUGUAGCUGGAAACAAAUACCUGAAAGCUGACACAGAGAAUUACUGUAAGAGUAGAUCAUAUCUAAUAAUGGAUCUUAUAAUACCUUCUAUAUUUUAGGUUGUGUGUACCUUAAAGUGUCCCUGUCAUUUGAAAAAAACCUUUGACAUGUCACAGCGAUCUGCCUUCUGUGGAACUAGUCUAAGUCUAUUGGGCUGCAGGAUGGAGGUUACUGCGAGCCAGGGAGUAAAGUAUGCUCAACAAGACCCCAACCGAUCAAGACUUUUGACAUAUCUCUGUGACGUGAAAGUUUUUUUUAAAUGAUAGGGACACUUUAAUUGCUUUCAUCCUUUUUCUGGGUUUCCAAAUGUCGUGUCCCUUUAUGAAAUCACCAAAAAGCAAGUGUUUCUGACAUGCAAGCAGUAGAAAUUUUGAGACUGGUUCCAAUUUACAUUACGAAAAGAGACAUAUAUUUUAAUCGGGAGCCAAACCCAUUAUGACCCAUAAAAACCUACAAAUCAAAAUGGCUAAAAUCACCAAAGCCAAGAAAUAACAUUAAUACAAAAGCUUUAUUGCAGAAGUCAUAUCUUAAAACAUCUAAAAAGGAAUACAUUGUGUUAUGCACAUAUGGCAAGUGAUCAGCACAUGGCAUAACCAUGGGGCAUCAUAUUCCAAUCAAUAAACAGGAUUUAUAAGAAAAUCUGCAAGUAUAAUUGCAAAUUAGUAAUAUAGAAAUAUUAAACGUACAGUAUCUUACAUACGGAAGUCCAUCCCCCCCUUUGGUAAAUAAUUUAUUUUAUCUUUUCAU